AUGUCGACCACAGCAGCUGCCGACAACCACGUCACCGCGUCUCCCGCUGCUAAAGUCAAAGGCGCGGGAGAAGCCUCGUCCACCGCCGGCGCCGCCAAUGCCAGAUGGGUCAAAUUCAGCAGCCCAAAGCCCAGCCCAAAGCUCCAGUCUUCUUCUCGCUUUGCACGCAUCAACGGCAUUUCCAACGGCAACGCCAACGGCCAUGCGAACGGCGAUGCUGAUGGCACCGCCACGCCUCCCGCGGCCAGCAGAAUCUUUUACCCCUUGUUCCCAGGCAUCGUCUCCGCUCUUGACGAGAGUCCCUGGGCAUCCGGUUACAACACCCCUAUCAUCGGUAGUGCCAUCCACAACGUAGCAGAACGUACCGAGGAGGCGCUCCAAAAACUCGCCUCCAAUCAACGGAAAGGAGGAAUCCUCGAAAAGGUCGCCAACAAAACCAUCGACUUUGCAGACUACAUCGAGCGCGUGCUGCAGUGGCACCUCUUCAGCCGUUUCAACGCCAUCGGCGGUAUCGACAACAUGUGGCUGCUCAUCGACGGUAUCAGCUCCUUCAACCCGGUAUGCACCGCAACGUACACCUUCAAGCAACCGCCAAAGCUGGACGACCUCAAGGAGGCGGUAGUAAAGCAGACGGCCCAUUUCCCCAAAUACAAGCAGAGGUUGGCCGAUGUCGGAAGGUUCUUCCACGGAACUGUGUUUAUCGACGAUGAAAACUUCGAUGUCAACCACCACAUCCAGUCGUACACCCUACCGGGGAAAGCGGGCAAGGAGGAGAUGGAAGCUUUCGCCUCGGAAUUCAUCGCAAGAGACUGGGAUUACUCCAGACCGCUAUGGGAGACAGUCGUGCUGGAGAACUACGUCGACGAACAGAGCGGUGCCAAGGGCGCUCUCGUGAUUCGUGGUCAUCACACGCUGGCUGACGGUCAAGGGUUCAUCAUGAGCCAGCUUUUCAUCACCUCGUUGGGACCCAAGCUGGAGAGCAUGAUGGACGAAGGCGCCAAGCUGUUGAGCGACGCCAAGCAGGGCAAGGCGUUGCCGAGCAGGAUGAACAAGAAGCUGGCGGGGUUGGACCGGUUCCACGGGACGAUCGCGUUGCAGUUGGUGAUGAUGGCGUUGUACUGGAUCAGCUGGUUCGUCGGCUUCGUGACAGAUCUGUUGGGAUGCGUGACAUUGGCGGUUUCGACGAGCUUCUUCUUUGUCACUACGAGCUGGCGUCAGAGGUACGUGACGGCGAGUUACGAGGGCGAGAGGAAGUCGGAGAAGGAGUUUAGCGUGUCGAGGUCGUUCACGCUGGCGGACGUCAAGCUGGUGUCGAAGGCGUUUUCGGGUGUCGCACCGGGGACGUUACUGGAUAAGGUUCAGGGAGGCAAGCGAUACUCUCGUCCUUUGUUCGGUACGCAUCUGACAGUCAACGAUAUCAUCUGUACCGUUAUCGCCGACGUCAUCAACGACGAGUUGGAUCGUCAACCUCUGCAACCCGGUCUGCUCAACAAACUCCGACACUACUCGCACAAGAUCUUACCCUCACCUAUCGGAAUCAUGAUCCCCAUCUCGAUCCGCGAACCCGGCGACUGGUCCCUCCGCAAUCUUUCUACUGGAGGCAUCGCCUACCUGCCCACCACCAAAGGUCUCUCCACCGAACCUGCGACGCUCCACCGUCGACUGCACACCACGCACUCGCGUCUCAACAUUCUCAAAAACUCGCUCCUCCCCAAAAUCUUCUUCCACGCCAUCCAGCUCACAGGUCAGAUCCCCGCCAUCUUCCCCAUCCCCUUUGGACUGCUACCCAAGCACCGCUGGAACGUGCUUCGAUGGCCGACGGUGUGGGUCACCGAGCGCAUCCUGACGUGCUUCACGGCGGUCGUGACCAACGUACCGUGUCCGUCGAAGCAGCGGAUCGAGUUGGCGGGGCAGGAGGUGGUAAGGUGGACGGCUUUGCCACCGCAGGCGGGCAAGGGAACGUUGGGAAUCGGCAUCUGUUCGUAUGGUGGGGAUUUCAGUAUCUCCAUCUCGGCGGAUAGGGUGGAGGGCAGCGAGGGGGUGGCGGCGAGGUUGACGGGGAGCUUCGAGAGGAGGUGGGAGGAGUACGUGGAGACGAGCAGGAAGUUGAUUAAGGACACGGGGUCGGAGAGGAAGGAGAAGAGGGAGAAGAGGGCAGCGAGGGCGGAGGGAGACAAGGAGGGCAAGCCGAAGAGGAGGAGAUCCAGCGCCAGUGCGAGUUCCGCCGAAUCAGCAGAGACCGCUUCCAGCAAGGAGACGAUCACGAAUGCCAACGCGCAAGGGUAG
Messenger RNA from Pseudozyma hubeiensis SY62, 2286 nucleotides. Its product is annotated as sterol reductase. Gene Ontology annotation, molecular function: diacylglycerol O-acyltransferase activity; long-chain-alcohol O-fatty-acyltransferase activity. The record is from RefSeq and is a predicted model, not a curated record. Gene Ontology annotation, cellular component: plasma membrane. Gene Ontology annotation, biological process: triglyceride biosynthetic process. The coding region runs from base 1 to 2286 and encodes 761 amino acids. The transcript has a single exon. Lineage: Eukaryota; Fungi; Basidiomycota; Ustilaginomycetes; Ustilaginales; Ustilaginaceae.